Molecule: messenger RNA, 2013 nt
Organism: Corapipo altera (White-ruffed manakin)
Lineage: Eukaryota; Metazoa; Chordata; Aves; Passeriformes; Pipridae
Gene: OVOL2
Product: ovo like zinc finger 2
Exons: 4
Coding region: 16-807 (263 amino acids)
Biological process (GO): regulation of transcription by RNA polymerase II; epidermal cell differentiation
Cellular component (GO): nucleus
Molecular function (GO): DNA-binding transcription factor activity, RNA polymerase II-specific; RNA polymerase II cis-regulatory region sequence-specific DNA binding
Source: RefSeq, a predicted model, not a curated record
CCCCUUGCCCUCACUAUGCCCAGAGCCUUCUUGGUGAAGCGCCGGAGCCUGCAGCCGGCAGUGCGCAGCUGGGAUGGGCUGCCCGACGAGGAGAGAGCCGACACCUACAUCCCAGGGGGAAUCGGCUGCGUGAUGCUGGGCUAUGAGGACAGCUGCAGCCUGGAGAGCAGCGGGAGCAGCGGGACACGGGAUGCUGAGCCCAGCGACCCCCCGACGCCCCAGCCUGCCUGCGGCGACCUGGGCAUGGCCAAAGGGAUGCUGCUGGACCUGGCCGUCAAACGCCCCGUGGUCAGGUCGAAAAUCAAGUUUACCACUGGCACCUGUAAUGAUGCUGCACUGCAUAGCUGCGAGCUGUGUGGCAAAGGCUUUCGCUUGCAGCGAAUGCUCAACCGUCACAUCAAGUGCCACAGCCAAGUGAAGAGACACUUGUGCACCUUCUGUGGAAAAGGCUUCAAUGACACCUUUGAUCUGAAAAGACAUGUCCGGACCCAUACUGGAAUUCGUCCUUACAAAUGUGAGGUUUGCAACAAAGCCUUCACCCAGCGCUGUUCCCUGGAGUCCCACCUCAAGAAGAUUCACGGUGUGCAGCAGCAAUAUGCCUACAAACAGAGGCGAGAUAAACUUUACGUGUGCGAAGACUGCGGCUACACAGGUCCCACGCAAGAGGACCUAUACCUGCACGUUAGUAACGUUCAUCCUGGAAGUGCUUUCCUGAAAAAAACCUCAAAAAAACUUGCAGCAGUUUUGCAAAACAAACUGAGCCCUGUCCUGCAGAGGAACUCCAAGGAUGAUGACAAAGAUGAGUAAUGCAGUGGAUUACAGUGGUCUACAGGAAUGAAGUUUACAUGUAGGAUGAUAUAUAUAUAUAUAUUAUUUUUUUAAAAACAAUUUUGAAAAAAGUACCUGCAAUUAAAGGGAUGCUUUAGUUAAUGCGACUCUCUUGUUGCUGGUAGAACCUCAACUGGAAAGAAAUAUUCCCAUUUAUGAUGGAAAUAUCAAAAUUUUUUUAUCUGGCCAAUAAAAAUGGAAAGCUUGGAAGAGGCUGUCACCUCUCAGAUGGAGUAUUUACUGAACUGACAUUUGGGCAAUCUGUCUUCCGUUUCAGCUCUACCACACAUCAGCUGCCACUAAGUUCACCUUUCCCCAGUGUAUUUUGUAAAGUUAAUUUCUGUUACCUCCUGUACCAAUUACUUUUGAGAGAUUUGAGUGAAAAGUGCCAGGUAAGAACAGCUACUAGUACAUUGUUCUAUGCAAAUUAAAGUGUCUUAAGAACAGGAGUACAUUGUAUUGGUAAAUAAGUUAAAAUGUGCAAAUAACCUUAACUCUGCCCCCUGUGCAGUAGCUAACAAUUUAUGGAAGGGUGAUCCAAGGUGAGUUGAAACUCUUCUGAAAGGAUGGAGAACUUUUCCUCCCAAACUUUCUCUACUGGCAAAUUACAUUAUUCCAGGGCAGACUUCUGGUUUUGAUUUAGGUAUUUUAAGCCAUGAACUUACUCUUAUGUUUAGAUGCAAGUGGAACCUUAACUCUGAUGUUCCUGGACUUGUCAUGCUUUGAGGAUUAUUACCACAUCCUUUUAACAUACAUCAAUAUCAACCCAGAAACCCAAAGAAAACUUGAAGAUAAGUAUUUUCUGUCAUGAUGAAAUAGUUUUGUCUGUAUUUUGUGUGUGUGUGGGAGGGAUGUUUGGGGAUUUUUUUUUGUUUUAUAAUUAAAUGCUUCUUCACUAAUACAACAGAGCAGUGCAAUGCAGUGAAAAGGGGAACUUAGCCUGUCUCUGCUUCACGAGAUCAGUGCAAAACUGCAGGCACGAAUCUGGCUGCUCAUCUGUAUCCACUGUCAGUUUAGAAGGGUCCUAGUGAGACUGAUGCUACCGGGGAAGGAUAUGAUGAUGAUGAGGGACUGGUACUACCUCUCUGUGCUUUUGGAUUUCUGUAGUCCCACUCCAGCUCCUAUUGACCCAGGACAGUUAAGAGGGUAGCCUGUGGGGACUACUGAGUGUGAAUUUAGAGAUUU